Molecule: messenger RNA, 2551 nt
Organism: Manacus vitellinus (golden-collared manakin)
Lineage: Eukaryota; Metazoa; Chordata; Aves; Passeriformes; Pipridae
Gene: GALNT14
Product: polypeptide N-acetylgalactosaminyltransferase 14
Exons: 16
Coding region: 1-1629 (542 amino acids)
Cellular component (GO): Golgi apparatus
Source: RefSeq, a predicted model, not a curated record
AUGUGCUGUCCCUGGGCGCCAAGAAACAGGAUCUCCAGAGUGGGGUCAGGUGUCGUCUGGUCUCUCCUCUCUCUAACGGGGCUGACUUUGUGCGCGCAGGAAUCGGAUGUGGACUGGGACGACCUUUGGGAUCAGUUUGAAGAGCGGAGGUACCUGAGUGCCCGGAGGUGGAAGGGCGGCGAGGACCCGUACCGGCUCCAUGCCUUUAACCAGCGGGAGAGCGAGAGGAUCCCCAGUGACCGUGCUGUCCGUGACACCCGCCAUCACAGGUGUACAACUUUGCACUAUGACCAGGACCUCCCACCAACCAGUGUCAUCAUCACCUUCCACAACGAGGCCAGGUCAACCCUGCUAAGGACAAUUCGGAGUGUGCUGAACCGCACCCCAGUGCACCUCGUCCAUGAAAUCAUACUAGUGGAUGACUACAGUGACGAUCCUGAUGACUGCCGCUUGCUGGGACAGCUCCCCAAGGUGAAGUGCUUGCGGAAUGGACGACGAGAAGGUCUGAUCCGGUCCCGAAUCCGAGGGGCAGAUGUGGCAAAAGCAGGUGUCCUGACCUUUCUGGACAGUCACUGUGAGGUGAAUAAGGACUGGCUGCUCCCUCUGCUGCAGAGGAUCAAAGAGGAUCCCACCCGAGUGGUCAGCCCCGUUAUUGACAUCAUCAACUUGGACACUUUUGCUUAUGUGGCGGCUUCCUCAGACCUCAGAGGAGGUUUCGACUGGAGUUUGCAUUUCAAAUGGGAGCAGCUUUCCCCGGAGCAGAAAGCCAAAAGACUUGAUCCCACCGAACCCAUUAAGACACCCAUCAUUGCUGGAGGGCUGUUUGUGAUCGACAAAGCCUGGUUCAACCACCUGGGGAAAUAUGACAGUGCCAUGGACAUCUGGGGUGGGGAGAACUUUGAAAUCUCCUUCCGUGUGUGGAUGUGCGGAGGGAGCCUGGAAAUCAUCCCCUGCAGCCGUGUUGGGCAUGUCUUCCGGAAGAAACAUCCAUACGUCUUUCCAGAGGGAAAUGCCAAUACAUACAUUAAAAACACCAAGCGCACUGCGGAGGUGUGGAUGGAUGAGUUCAAGCAGUACUACUACGCAGCUCGUCCCGCAGCCCAGGGGAGGCCUUAUGGAAAUGUCCAGAGCAGAGUGGAGCUGCGGAAGAAGUUGAAAUGCCACAGCUUCAAGUGGUACCUGGAAAACGUUUAUCCCGAACUUCGGAUUCCUGAGGAGUCGCUCUAUCAGACUGGGAUGAUCAGGCAAAGACAGAGCUGCCUGGAGUCACACAAGUCUGAAGACCAAGAGCUCCCCAUCCUGAGCUUAAAUCCUUGUAACAGCAGCAAGGGCACAGUACCAAAGGCACAGGAAUGGACGUACACGUACAACCACCAAGUCCGCCAGCAGCAGCUGUGUUUGUCUGUGUACACGCUCUUCCCUGGCUCCCAGGUGCUGCUGUCACCUUGUAAAGAAGGUGACAACAAGCAGCGAUGGGGUAAAGUUGGGUCACACAUUGAACACAUAGCCUCACGCUUCUGUUUGGACACUGAGACGAUUGGGGACACGAAUGAAAGUAUUAAAGAGCUUGUCAUCAACCCUUGUGAGAGCACAGCCAUGAGUCAGCGCUGGGACAUGGUGAUGUCUUGACUUGCUGGAGGAGCUGCACGGCAGGGACGGGCACUGAGACGUUGCUACACGCAGCCAAGAUGCACCAGCUGGAGCUCAAAUGCAAAACCACUGGGGGUCCUUGUGUGCUGUGGGGCAGAAGAAGAAUCGUUCAAAUAAAAAUGGGACAGAGCAGUCCAAGUUGAACAACGCAUUUUGACUCUAAGGCAUGCAGCUGGUAUUGGCCUGUUGGCAGUCAUGGAUUCAGAGAGAAGGGAUGGCAAAAAAACAAGCUUGAAAUGUUUUAAAGGGAUGCUGGGGCUCCUGCUAUGGGCUGUAUAGAACUUCAGUGUGCACAGUAUUGGUUAUCCACCUGAAAAUGCAGGUAGAAGAGCCUUGAAGACCAAAAGGAAACUUGGACUGAGCAAAGCAAGCAUCUCAAUAGCUUUUGAGGGUUGAGGUGGGUGCACAAGGUGGGAUGUGCCAAGGGAUGCUAAGAAACAUCUCCAGGGAUCAAGUGGAAAACACUGAAUUAUCUUUGCACUUUUUACUGCUGUGGAUGUUUUUGUCUCUGCAGACAGCAUGGGUGGAGCCGUGUUGCACGUUUGAAUUUGUACCUAAUCCACGUACAUGUUGUGUAUACAGAGGCAGAGCAGUCAUUUAUGUCUGUGGCCAGGAUCAAAACAGCAGGUAGUGGGGGAAUCCUGCUUUGUGCUAACUGCACAUAGGGCUUGUUGAAUCUCCAAAGCCCAAGCAAACAGAGGAUUCAGUGUGUGAGAUUAAAGGAUAUAAACUGCUGUGAAGCUGGGAGGAAAUGCAGUAACAUGAUUAUUUCUUCUCUCUGGAGGCCAUGGGUCGCUGAAAACUCCCCUAUAAUCUCUCUGUGUCUCUCUCACUGCUUCAGAUCUGGACUAAAUCAAAUUUUCACUUUUAUUCCAUAAAAGUAAUAUUUUUGGUAAUUGAA